GUACGGGAUGGGACUCCCAUCUCUAGCUUCUUCAACGGCUCCGGCACGAAACGGCUGCCUCAGGCGAUCAUCAUCGGAGUGAAGAAAGGGGGAACGCGGGCGCUGCUGGAGUUCCUGCGGGUGCACCCCGACGUGCGAGCCGUGGGCGCAGAGCCACAUUUCUUCGACCGCAACUACGAGCGGGGACUCGCCUGGUACAG
Messenger RNA from Acanthisitta chloris (rifleman), 200 nucleotides. Its product is annotated as heparan sulfate glucosamine 3-O-sulfotransferase 3B1-like. The annotation marks the transcript as partial. Gene Ontology annotation, molecular function: [heparan sulfate]-glucosamine 3-sulfotransferase activity. The record is from RefSeq and is a predicted model, not a curated record. The transcript has a single exon. NCBI's taxonomy places the organism in Eukaryota, Metazoa, Chordata, Aves, Passeriformes, Acanthisittidae.